AUGAUAGAUUGUAAUAAUAUUGAAAAUAAUAAUAAUAAUAAUAAUAUCGAUUAUAUUGAUAAUUGUAAUAGUAAUAAUAUUAAUAAUAAUAAUAAUAAUAAUAAUAAUAAUAAUAAUAAUAAUGAGGACACAAAAAAUAAUCAUCCAAAUAAUAUAUACAUACAAUCAAAUAGCCCUCAAAUAAAUGACCAAUCACAAAAUGAAGUUUCACAAGAUAAUAAUAAUAUAAAUUGUAAUAGUAGUAAUAAUAGUGGUAAUAAUAAUAAUAAUAACAAUAAUAAUAAUAAUAAUAAUAAUAAUAAUAAUAAUAAUAAUAAUAAUAGCAGUAGUAAUGAACAAGUCAAAAAUAGUGAUAGUAAUACAAUUUAUAAAAGUAAAAUUAAUUAUUUAGUUUCAAUUUCACAAAACUUUGAAAAGGAAUUAUCUGAGGCCUAUAAAAAUUCAGUUGAGAUUUUAAAAAAAAAAAAAAAGGAAUUGAAAAAGAAUUUAAAUAAAAAUGAAAAGAUAAAUAGUGAAACAAAUGAUGAGAGUGAUAAUGAUGAAAAUAUUUUAAAUGAUCAUUCAAGUGAUGGAGUAAGUUCUCCAAGAUUAAAUUUAUCAAAAACAAAUUCAAUAACCACUACACUUAAUACAACUACAACAGUUUCUUCAGUUACUUCAUCAACAACCACAGAUAACACAUCUACUUCAACUCAAACCACUACUUCUCCUUCCUUCUAUACAACUGCCACUACCAAUGCCACUAUUAAAGCUGCUUCAGUUAUUUCAUUUUUCAAAUCAUAUAAAAAUAGUUUUACAAAUAAUAAUAAUAAUAAUAAUAAUAAUAAUAAUAAUAAUAAUAAUAAUAAUAAUAAUAAUAAUAAUAAUAAUAAUAAUAAUAAUAAUAAUAAUAAUAAUAAUAGUAUUGAUAGUAAUAAUAUUGAUAGUAAUAAUAUUGAAAUAGAAAAAAAAGAAAUUAAGAUAACAGGUGAUCAAGUUGCUCAUCAAACAAUAGUUGAAGAGAGUAAAAAUCUAUCAGAACAAGCAAGUUCAUCCAUGUCAGUGAUUACAGAGUUAUUAAAUAAAUUAUUUUUAAAAAAAUAUAGAAAAACAGAUUUAUUAAUGGGUUUAGCAUUAUUAAAAGGUUAUUAUAAAGAAAAUAUAAAUAGAAAUUGGAUUUUAAUGACAGAUAAAGAAAAAUUUAAAGAAGCAGCAAGAUAUUUUAAAUUUAGUACUGCAGCAUAUGGUAGAAAAUAUUAUUAUGGUUUAUUAGGUGAAGGUAUAAAAAAAGUUAAAAGUUUAGUUGGUACAGAUAAUUCAAAUGUUGAAAUUAUUAUUGAACAUUGUGGUGUAAAGAAAGAAGAUAUCAUAGUGUGUAAAUGGUCAUCAUCAAGAUAUAGUCCGGGUCAUUUCUUAGUAUUGGAUCAUGAAAUGAAAACAUUGGUCUUUGCCAUUAGAGGAACUUUUAAUUAUUUAGAUGUAAUUACAGAUUUAGUAGCAAAAGCAUAUAAUUAUAGGGAUGGUGCAGCUCAUUUAGGAAUUUUAUUAUGCGCACAUAUGAAAAUGAAAGAAAUGUAUCAAUUGAUUUGUAAAACUUUACAUGAGAAUCCAGGUUAUAGACUAAUAACCACAGGUCAUUCAUUAGGUGCUGGUGUUGCUUCACUUUUUACAAUCUUAUUCAAUGAUGUAAAUCCUGAAAUUCCAAUUCACUGCCUUUCAUAUGGUGUACCAUGUAUUCUCUCAAAAGAAGUUGCAUCACAUUCAAAAAUCAAAUCAUUGGUUACUUCAUAUUGUAUGAAUGAUGAUAUCAUUCCAAGACUUUCUUUCAAUUCUGUCUUUUAUCUUAGAGAGGUUAUCGAUGCAAUCUUACUUCAAAGCAAUAACAAAACUCACCAAUUGUUUCAUCUAUUUAAUGCUGGGAAUAAUUUGGGUGAUAAUUUAACAAAUAAACUUAGCAAAAUGUUAAAAGUAACUCCUGUCAUAAAUUUAUCAAGAGUUGAUCAUGUUCCAUCUGGUGAAAUUUCACUUUUCCCACCUGGUGAAUUAUAUCGUCUUGUAAAAUAUACAAAAGACUCUUAUAUUUGUGAAAAUGAAGAACAUCAAACCUAUGAUAAAAUUAUUGUAUCAACUACUAUGUUAACUGAUCAUAUGCCAAAUGAAUAUGAAAGAGGUUUUCGAUCAACAAUUUUUGAUAUAAAUUUAAAUCAAAAUCAAAAUCAAAAUCAAAAUCAAAAUCAAAAUCAAAAUCAAAAUCAAAAUCAAAAUCAAAAUCAAAAUCAAAAUCAAAAUCAAAAUCAAAAUCAAAACAAUAAUGAUAAUAUUAAAAAUAAUGAAAAUAUAAUUCAAAUUGAAAGUCCUACAAUUGAAACUCAUAUUUUAAAUCAACCAAUUGAAACUCCAAUUUUAAAUCAACCGAUUGAAACUUCAAUUUUAAAUCAACCAAUUGAAACUUUAAUUUUAAAUCAACCAAUUGAACCAAUCAUUUCCUCAGUUUCUAAUUAA
Molecule: messenger RNA, 2481 nt
Organism: Dictyostelium discoideum AX4
Lineage: Eukaryota; Evosea; Eumycetozoa; Dictyosteliales; Dictyosteliaceae
Exons: 2
Coding region: 1-2481 (826 amino acids)
Biological process (GO): lipid metabolic process
Cellular component (GO): plasma membrane
Source: RefSeq, a predicted model, not a curated record